UUUAAUGUAAAUUACUGUAUAUUAAAUGUCACUUUUUAGCGCGAAAGCUGAGUGCUGAUUUGAAAAACAGUAAAAACAUGUUGAAAAGUGUUGUAUACGUUCACAGUGAGGCUAUUCUUAGUCAAAUGAGAAAAUUGGACAUAAUCGAAAAUCGUUCACAAAUUGUACAUGAAUUGAUCAAAUCAUACGGACUAUUAAAUUAUUGUCAAGUUAUUGCCCCACAAAAAUGCUCGUAUGAAGAUCUACGGUCGUUUCAUAGUGCAGACUAUGUUGAUUGUCUGAAACAAUACACAACUUCACAGGAAAUUUCUUAUGAACAAUUUGGGCUUGAGUAUGAUUGCUUGCCAUUUGAAGAGAUUUAUGAUUUUGUUACGACAGUGGCUGGAAGUACAUUAGCAGCUGUAGAUGCGAUCAUAAAUGGUGCUUCUAUUGCUAUCAACUGGAAUGGUGGAUGGCACCAUGCACAGAGAGACAAGGCUGCGGGAUUCAGUUAUGUGAACGACAUAGUCAUUGCUAUCCAUAGGCUGAGGACAAAAUUUCAGAAAGUUCUUUAUUUGGAUCUUGAUAUACAUCAUGGUGAUGGUGUUGAACACGCUUUCAACUUCAGUAAAUACGUCAUGACCAUUUCGUUCCAUCAGUAUGAGCCAGGUUUUUAUCCGGGGACAGGUGCUGUUUCCGAUAUUGGUUUUGGGAACGGUAGAGGCUACACAAUAAACGCACCAUAUUCACGUUACAUUUCGAGCGCUGCGUUCGUGGCUUAUUUCAGACAAAUAGUAUCUGCGGCAUUCGAGACAUUCCAGCCUCAAGUGUGCGUUAUGCAAUGUGGAGCUGAUGUUAUUGUUGGAGAUCGUUUAGGUGGAUCGAAUUUGCUUCCAGAGGAUUGUAUAGAGGCUAUGAAGGAGAUAUUUACGUGGAAUAUUCCAAUCACAUUCCUGGGCGGAGGCGGGUAUAACAACAUUAAUACAGCUAAAUAUUGGACCCAACUGACAGCAUCAAUCCUUGGCGUGACCAUUCCGAGAGAUAUUCCAGAAAAUAAUUUUUUUCUACUUUACGGUCCAGAUUACGUUCUAGAUAUUUAUCGCGCCAACACACAAGAUGAAAAUUUACAGCAUGAUUUAUUAAAAAAUGCAUCAAUUAUAAAAGAGAACUUGAAUCGGUAUGUUUUGAAUGUGUUGAUUACUCGAUGAAUGCAGUAAAUGGACUAUAACAUAUAUAUAUUUUACUACUGAACAUCGCAUUACAGUUCGUUCUUAUCCUGUUUCGUAGUACUUUCAGUCUCUGAUGACGAAUCCGAAAGUUGUUCGUACAAACAUUUAUGGUUUUUCCCCUUCAAAACACGAUCCUCGCAUAAAUACUCAAUAAGGGGCUUCUUCUCCUGCAUGUGGAAAUACCAAUUUUCGAUGGCACCUUCGUAGUUUUCAACCAUUGUUUCACAUUGGGUUUUCAUCUGUGUAAUUUCAGCUGAUGGUUUAUCCCACAGUUCGUACGGGAUACCAAGAUCAACCUUUACCCCUUUGUUCACCAAUCCGUGAAGGGUUUGGAACGUUUGGGACAUUCCCUUAGCAAAUCUGGUGCUAUCUUUCCUUUCUUUAUGGAUGUUAUAUUCCAGAAUACGUUCGCACACAUUUUCCAUUGACUCAAGCAGGCGCAAUUCACUUUUGCGAUAUUCCGUCCGUUUCUUUGGUUUGACAUCGUCUAGAGAAUAUCUGGAAAAUAUUGAAUGGACAAAAACAUACUUUAUAAUUCUACUAACUGUAAUCAAUUCAAAACUCACCCCAACUCAAUCACAUCUCGGGAUUUUCCCGUCUCCGCAAGACGAGCCUCUAAUUCCGUUGCUAGAAUCUUGCAAGCCUCGCAUUUGCUGGCAUAUUUCACUCCUUCAUUUUCUUCAGGACCACACCAAACAAACGAGACAAACAGAAGAACAAGGAACAUAAUUUGCAUCCUUCCAAAUCGUGAUUGUUGCGCCUAAACUAAUUAACUAAACACUCCAAUGCAUAGAUACUAUGACGAACUGGCCGGUAAGUGAUGAAAUAUAAACAAUCCUAUAUCCUAUCCAAGGCGUUUAAUAAUAGCGAAUUCGUUUUUAAAACUGAGUCAGUGCCGAACUGACUCUGUAAUAAAAAAACGUUUUCAGUUUCACGAAUGCGUUGGUUUGUUGGUGUACGUUAUAUAGUCUGAUUUGUUUAUAUUUACGACGGCAAAUGUACAGUGUCGACGUCUGGUGGUGAUAUUAGUGCUUGGGAGGUAAAUUGUUCUCCAUCAGAUCAGAAGGGCCAAGUGCAGUGUAAACAUAUAAAAGUUUGAAUGAAAAUUUGUACUUCAUAUUGUUCGAUUACCUAACACAUGUAGUUCUGACACUCACUUAACCAUUUGUCGAUGCAUUUCCUGUUUGUUCCACAAAUAAUUACUAUUAUAAUAUAAAAUCAUCAUUAGACACAGUUUUCGUUCAAUAUGUUUCUGCGAUAUCGGAAAAAUCCUCUUAUUUAAUCACAUAAAAUAAAUAUUCGAUACGUUAAAGUAAAUUUUCAUUCAUAAUUUUGAUUUUGAAAUUUAUUCCACCUGAAUAUCCAUCAUUAUUUUCACCUCCCAAUGAAAGCACACGUAGCUUAAUGCCGUCUACUCGAAUAUACUCUUCAAAAUCAGAAUCCGAAUUGGAUUACGCUUCCAAUAAUACAAAAGCAAAAGCAGCA
Messenger RNA from Toxorhynchites rutilus septentrionalis, 2693 nucleotides. Its product is annotated as histone deacetylase 8-like. The record is from RefSeq and is a predicted model, not a curated record. The transcript has 7 exons. Gene Ontology annotation, molecular function: histone deacetylase activity. NCBI's taxonomy places the organism in Eukaryota, Metazoa, Arthropoda, Insecta, Diptera, Culicidae. Bases 78 to 1187 code for a protein of 369 amino acids.